Molecule: messenger RNA, 4036 nt
Organism: Phacochoerus africanus (Common warthog)
Lineage: Eukaryota; Metazoa; Chordata; Mammalia; Artiodactyla; Suidae
Gene: PAICS
Product: phosphoribosylaminoimidazole carboxylase and phosphoribosylaminoimidazolesuccinocarboxamide synthase
Exons: 10
Coding region: 193-1470 (425 amino acids)
Biological process (GO): 'de novo' IMP biosynthetic process
Molecular function (GO): phosphoribosylaminoimidazolesuccinocarboxamide synthase activity
Source: RefSeq, a predicted model, not a curated record
CCUGCUUGGGAGAAUCUCCGUUAUUUUCUGGCAUCCAAGCCUGGGGUGAUGAGGCUAGCUGGGUGGAGGUCGCUUCUCUCCCAGAGGAAGUAAACUUUUUGUGUCCCUCCCCACGUGCUUUCCCCUGGGAGUCACUACUUGAGUCCUCCCUCUUGUGCAGUCGCUGCAGCAGCCCCCAGCCCGCUCCGGACAAUGGCGACGGCUGAGGUACUGAACAUUGGUAAGAAACUCUAUGAGGGUAAAACAAAAGAAGUCUAUGAAUUGUUGGAUAGUCCAGGAGAAGUCCUCUUGCAGUCCAAGGACCAGAUUACAGCAGGAAAUGCAGCCAGAAAAAAUCACCUUGAAGGAAAAGCUGCCAUCUCAAACACAAUCACCAGCUGUGUUUUUCAGUUGUUGCAGGAAGCAGGUAUCAAGACUGCUUUCACCAGAAAAUGUGGGGAGACGGCUUUCAUUGCACCUAAGUGUGAAAUGAUUCCAAUUGAAUGGGUUUGUAGAAGAAUAGCAACUGGUUCUUUUCUCAAAAGAAACCCUGGUGUCAAGGAAGGCUAUAAGUUUUACCCACCUAAAGUAGAGAUGUUUUUCAAGGAUGACGCCAAUAAUGACCCACAGUGGUCUGAGGAACAGCUCAUUGCUGCAAAUUUUUGCUUUGCUGGACUUGUUAUAGGCCAGACUGAAGUGGAUAUCAUGAGUCAUGCUACACAGGCCAUUUUCGAAAUACUGGAGAAAUCCUGGCUGCCCCAGAACUGUACACUGGUUGAUAUGAAGAUUGAAUUCGGUGUUGACGUAACCACGAAAGAAAUUGUUCUUGCUGAUGUCAUUGAUAAUGACUCCUGGAGACUCUGGCCAUCAGGAGAUCGAAGCCAACAGAAAGACAAACAGUCCUAUCGUGACCUCAAGGAAGUAACGCCUGAAGGGCUGCAGAUGGUAAAGAAGAACUUUGAGUGGGUUGCAGAGAGAGUAGAGUUGCUUCUGAAAACAGAAAGUCAGGGCAGAGUUGUAGUAUUGAUGGGCUCGACCUCUGAUCUUAGUCACUGUGAAAAAAUUAAGAAGGCUUGUGGGAAUUUCGGCAUUCCAUGUGAACUUAGGGUAACAUCUGCCCAUAAAGGACCAGAUGAAACUCUAAGGAUUAAAGCUGAGUAUGAAGGGGAUGGCAUCCCUACCGUGUUUGUGGCAGUGGCGGGCAGAAGCAAUGGUCUGGGACCAGUGAUGUCUGGUAACACUGCAUUUCCAGUUAUUAGCUGUCCCCCCCUCACUCCAGACUGGGGGGCGCAGGAUGUGUGGUCUUCUCUUCGAUUACCCAGCGGUCUUGGCUGUUCAACCAUACUUUCUCCAGAAGGAUCAGCUCAGUUUGCUGCUCAGAUAUUUGGAUUAAAUAACCAUUUGGUAUGGGCCAAGCUACGAGCAAACGUAUUAAACACAUGGAUUUCCUUGAAGCAGGCUGACAAGAAAAUCAGAGAGGGCAAUUUAUGAGAAAGAACAUUACUGCAUAUUUUUAGGACAAAAACUACAAUUUCCAGUUUAGCUGCAGGGAAAAGAAAUCGAGCAAAAUGAAGAAAAGAUUUUAAAUCAAUCAGAAAAUAAAAUUUAUAAGUGAAUAAGUGCUUCGCUAGAUUAAUGGAUUAGAAUAUAUGUACGUGUUUAUUACUACUACUUUGUAACUGGUGAGAUUAAUAAGUACAUUUGAACCCUAACCUUAAUGGUCAUCGUUGUUAGGUAGGCAGUAUCUAUCAAAUGCUAGCAAUGUGCAGUGAUAGGGCUUGAGUCACUACCUAGCUGUCUGCAUCUCACCCCGUAAGUUUUAGUUAAAAUGGUUGCAUCUUAGGAAGGAAUAAGCAAUGGAGUCCCUUUCCACAUUAUGAUCUUUACAAAAUGCUAGGAGCAUGGUUUUUUAUUUGCAGUCAGUAUAGCAGAAAAUGAUGUUGUAUUUAUCUCUAGCUAUAGAUUGAGAUGCUGUUUGGGUUUGAUACUGCCUUUUCAAGAAAAGCUGAGAUUGGUAGUGGGGGUAAGAGACACGAAGUAAGAUGAAGGGGAGUCAUGCAGAGAUUUCCGAGAACUCCACUAAUGUUAAGGCAAUUUCCCAUGGGAAAAGGGAAGUCACUUUCGUCUUCCAAAUGAUUUAAAUCUUACUUGGCUCUGUAGGUCAUAAAGUUCUUUUAAUUCCGAAAAAUCCGUAUUUUAGCCAGACUGACCUUCCCUAGCCUACCAUCAUUUUCAGGAAUGGGAAUCUCCCAGUUAAUAACCAUGAUUAAUAGUCUUAAGUCUGGGCCGUAUACCCAACAAAAUGCACUUCUAAAGGAACAGUUGUUCCUGUGAGGUAUUACAGUUCAUCAUCAGUCUAUUAACCUUAUUUGGAAAAAAAGUUAAAUUAUGUAGCUUUGAGGAUUUUAUAGAUCAAACUUUAAUGUGAGUAUCCAUGAGCUCCUUAAGCUUACAUGUAAAGUUUUAGGUAUAUGUUCAGUUUAUGAAAAGGGGGCAAUCAGUUUUACCAAAAAUCUGUCCCCCAAGUGUUAAGACACUCAGCUCCAGAUGAGGUCUUGAUAAGACUUUUGCCACUGGCCAUUCUGUUCAUACUUUCACCUCCCUUUCAACUCUUAAUAAGCUGCCAUCUCAUCACUUCUUUCACCUUAUCUCUGUAGAGUUGACCCACCUAACUCUUCCUCUCUGGGCUACACACCCAGCAAUUCCAGCCUCAGUCCUGAUCCUGCCUCCUAUUUUACUGUUUUCCUUAAAUAUUGAUGUUCCUGAGUAUUCAGUCUAUUAUUUACAAAUAAUGGUGGAAUAAUCUUUAUUCCUUAAAACCAGCAUACUGACUCCCAGCUCUAUCUAUAGACUUGUCUUUUCAACUGUCGAGUUCCCUCUGAAUGUUCCAAACUUAACUCAUCUUACCCCAAGCCUAGAACUGCCUACACUCAGUCUCAAAUCAGAAGCUUAAUUUUAUCCUUGAGGUUUUUUUCUCUGAGCUUUCACAUCUGAUUCACCACCAGUCUUGAGUUUACCACUUACCCAUUCUGUACAAAACCCCUGAGAAAGGGUCAGAUACUAGCCUGGUCUAGAAGGCCUGCAUUCUCCACCUGACCUGCCUCAAGUUAACUGAGAUCUUACAACAUAAACUCAUUUUUAAAAAUCUCUUCUGCACAUAGACUCGUUGCAAACAUGAAUGCCAUUGCUCCUCUCCCUGCAAAGCUGCAGUUUUACGAACACAUUCCAUUGGUUUGUGGGUUCCCUUGAAGCCUAUCCAGUCCAUAGGUUUAGGAUUGCUGAUGUAACCCAUUAAGGGAACCUGCUUUCUGCAUCAUCUUCAGACUGGGUACACAUCCGUACCUUUAAGUCUUAGAAUGUCCUCACUUCUGUCAUUAAAAUCUACUCCUUAGUUACUAAAGUGUUUUCACUGUCUCCCUGAAAACUUCCCUAAGAAACCUCCCUCUAGUUAAGAAAACAGGUACUUUACAAGUACCCUGUCCCCUUUAGUCCCCUUACACGACCUUAUGCUCUGACGUGCUAUGCCUAGCUUUCUGAUAGAAAUGGGAGAAUUGUAAAAAUUGUGUAUGUUUAAUUUUCUAUCUUAAGUUGGAUCACAAAAACAAUGAAAAAGAUUUGAUUGAACAUCUUUGAACUUAGGCUUCAUGGCCUCUGAACAGUCACUGGCUGCUAUUUUACCUCUUCUGUUCCUAUCAGCAAAAGCUCCACCUGUUUCUGUGCAGUACAUAAACAUUUCAAAUGUUGAGACUAGUGGGUAGGACUGAGCUUUAGCAGUGGUUAUUAUCAAUUUCGCUAUUGGAUUCCUGAUGAGCACCUAUAUCCUCAGGAGUCUGGUUCAUCAGUGCUAGAGAGUAAAUGCUUUUAGCCGCGUGAAAACCUACCUGCUUUACCACCUUUGGGGCUGACACUUUCUCUAGGCUUGUUGUUAAGAAGAGGAAGAAAAACUGUGUCCAAAUAAUGCAGUAUUUAAAAUUUAUGUCUUAAAGCCAUGCUUAGAAUUGAUAUUGAUUUAAGACCUGGAAUUUAAACAAUUCAGCAAAAUAAAAGACAAAGACAA